AUUGCAGAAGGAUUUGUAAAAUUAAAUUGGGAAAGAAGUUUGGAGGAAGAAGCUAAGGAUUGGCUAAAGUCUCUAAUUGAUAGAAAUCUAUUUCUGGUUAGAGAAUACAAGAAGAAUGGAAAACCAAAAAGUUACAGCAUGCAUGAUAUGUUGAGGGAUAUAUGCAUCAAGAAAUCUGCUCAAGACAUGUUUCUGAAUGGUCCCAACAAGUUCAGAGUCUCUAAUCCACGACGCAUGAGUUUUCACAAAUUGGAAGAUGAUAAUGAUUCAACAGAGUCAAUGUCACUAAUUCGAUCUGUUAUAUGCAUUGGUUUUUGGAAUGCAGAGUUUCCGUUUGGUACAUUUUUAGCGGCAAUAUUGGUAAGGGUGUUGGACUUGGAUAUGCAAUGCAAUAGUUUCCCAACUGAAAUAUUUGAACUAGUCAACCUACGCUUCUUAGGUAUUGGGUUCUCCUCAAGGAUACCGAGAGGAAUAUCAAGAUUGUGGAAUUUGCAAUCCUUGAUUGCUCCUUAUUCCAAGUUUGAUGAGCCAGUUGAGCUAUGGAAGCUCUCUGAGUUAAGAAAUGUCAAGCUAUUUGGAUUUGAGUUGUUAAAAGAUGAGGAAAGGAAUUGUAGUGUCAUGAAGAAGUUGCAAAGGAUUUCAUUUAAUAUUUAUGAAAAAGAGGCAACAAUUUGGGAUGGUUUCCACAAAAGCAUUCCAAAUAUUAAAAAGUUGUGUGUUUAUGAUUUUGUCGAAAUUACACCGACGGCAAUGGAUCUUAGCCAACUUCACAAGCUCGAAAGUUUAAGAUGCUCUGAUAUCAAAAGUAUAUCCUCUCCAGACGGUUUCGGUCGUCGUUUUAGAGUUAUAUUUCCUUGUAAUAUUAGAAAACUAGUUCUGCUUGAAUGUGAAAUGAUUUUGGGAGCGUGGAGGACUCUGUGUGCACUACAUAAGCUGGAAGUGCUCCGGAUAAUUGACUGCAAUUUUAAAAGCAAGGAGGAGACAUGUGAUGAAGAGCGGGAGGCAGCGGAUGGAGAUGAGUUUGAAAGCGAGGAGGGGACAUGUGAUGAAGAGUGGGAGUUAGCAGAUGGAGAUGUGUUCUGUUCACUGCAAUUUCUAUCUCUUCAAGGUUUGAAUGUUGUGCAUUGGUUAGCCGAUGAGACCAACUUCCCUAGACUCCGCCACCUCAGUUUAUAUGGCUGCGAUGAUCUAGAAGAAAUCCCAAGCGGCAUUGGAGAAAUCCCAACACUCCAAUUAAUUGAGGUAGAAUAUUGCAGCGAAUCUGCAGUGGACUCAGCAGAAAGGAUCAAGGAGGAGUAAUCUGAAAAUGGAAACGACGAUCUCGAACUUCGCAUCUUAAGGUGUGUGAAGAAAAAUCGCUAGAUCAAGGAAGUGUUGAAGGAGAUGGUCUAG
Molecule: messenger RNA, 1392 nt
Organism: Salvia hispanica
Lineage: Eukaryota; Viridiplantae; Streptophyta; Magnoliopsida; Lamiales; Lamiaceae
Source: RefSeq, a predicted model, not a curated record